Scomber scombrus (Atlantic mackerel) is the source of this 2236-nucleotide messenger RNA. Its product is annotated as homeobox protein Nkx-2.5-like. The record is from RefSeq and is a predicted model, not a curated record. Lineage: Eukaryota; Metazoa; Chordata; Actinopteri; Scombriformes; Scombridae. The transcript is spliced from 2 exons. Gene Ontology annotation, cellular component: nucleus. Gene Ontology annotation, molecular function: DNA-binding transcription factor activity, RNA polymerase II-specific; RNA polymerase II cis-regulatory region sequence-specific DNA binding. Gene Ontology annotation, biological process: regulation of transcription by RNA polymerase II; cell differentiation. Bases 1175 to 2236 code for a protein of 353 amino acids.
UGGAGUUAAGAGGUGUUGAAUUUGAUAAUAUCCAAUGUUUCGUAUAAUUAAUUUUGCGCAAAUUUGAGCACAAAAACCUCUCCUAAACCUCAAUUUCCAUUUCCUGUCAAGUUUUUACGGCCACAUUACCACUAAUAAAGGCCUUUACAGACAAAUCUCCUCCAGUAUUAGUACAGGCCUCUAAACAGCUAUCACAGUGGUUGUUUUUGCGUAAUGACGAGAGAUGGUGGAUAAUAAUAACCAAUAAUUUUAUGAGACAAUAAAAGCAUUAAAUAAGCUGCAGGGGCAAAUAUAACAAGAUAAGCCCCCUCCUCCUCGUCCCCCUUCCGUCUUUCACUCUAUUGUCCCUUGACCUGACUGUUGACCUUGACGUGCCACCGGCUGUGCGCCUCGCCAAGAAAGCGCACAGAUUUACGCACGAACCAACAUGCUAUCCAGUGACUGAAGAAUGGGUAAAAACAGCUGGAAUGAUGCGUAAAAACAGCAAAAAGCGACGUGAAAUCUAUAGAAAGACAAGUGUAAUCCAACAAUUGUGUUUGCAGGAGUUUAAACUGGUGCGUAAAACUGUUUUGGGGGAGGCUACGUGGUCAACACAAGAGUAAGUACAGAAGGUUAAAUACAGUGGACCGGGUGGAGGGAACAGGGUGUUGGUACAUUUCCCCUGUCCACCAUAUUCACACAAGUCCCAAAAAAAACAAAAUCCCAGUACGUGAACACACACGUCACGUAUGCCCUGUACGCCCCACCUUCUCUCUCCCACUCUGUGACUCUUCCAAAUGCUUCCCUCUCAGCCCACACGGACUUUCCAUUUCACACACACACACAAACACGCACGCAUACACAUACACACACACACACACACACAUACACGCACACACACCCCUCCCCCUGACAUCAGAGGAGGCAGAGGCGCUCCUUCGCCCCGGUCCAAAACUCUACUUACAAAGCCCGACAUUAUAUCUGUCAGAGAGGAGACCUGCAUGGACAAACCCGGGACUAAUACUCACGUUUUCGUGCGAUUUACUGCAAUGAAGGAUUCCAGAGGCUUGACGCACCUCCAUUUACAAAAGAAGAGGCUAUUAAGGUAAAUUAUUUGUUAGAAAAAGAGUUGGGGGAGGCAAAAAAAAAAAAAAAGAAAAGAAAAAAAAAGGAGAGAGAGAGAGGGAAGGUGUGCAUGUUACUCGGCGGGCUUCAUUUCCUCGAUGCUGCAGAGCAGGAGCUGGAUGACAUGAUGCUGCAGAGCCCGCUCACCUCCACGCCGUUUUCAGUCAAGGAUAUCCUCAAGCUGGAGCAGCAGCAACAACAGCAGCAGUCCGGGUCAUUGGAGCACCAGCACCGGGCGCACACCCAGCAGCACUUGGCUGGAUCUCCCCCCCAGCAGCAGCACUAUCAAACCCCGCCGUCCUGCAUGCUGGCCGGGGCCCGGGACAGCCCUUCCUUCUCGGACGGGGAAGACAACCUGGCUUACCUCAGUGCGCUGGCGGUGCGGGAGGAGGACCGCGGGGAGACGAGCCUGUCCCCGGAUAUGUACGUGCACCAUGGCCUGCAGGGUGCCAAGCUGGAGGCCGCCGAGCUGGAGGAGCAGGACAGCAAGAGCUGCGGUCUGGUAUCCAGGUCUGAGGCAGCAGAGGGCGGGCAGGGAGACUCAGACAGGCCGGUGCAGAAGCAGAGGAGCCGGCGGAGACCCAGAGUGCUUUUCUCCCAGGCUCAGGUCUUCGAGUUGGAGAGACGCUUCAAGCAGCAGCGCUACUUGUCUGCACCCGAGCGGGAGCACCUGGCCACCACGCUCAAACUCACCUCCAACCAGGUGAAGAUCUGGUUUCAGAACCGGCGCUACAAGUGCAAACGCCAGCGCCAGGACAAAUCUCUGGAGGUGGCGGGGCAGCAGCACCAUCCUCCCCCGCCACGGAGAGUCGCUGUGCCGGUGCUGGUCCGAGAUGGGAAGCCGUGUCUGGGAGGCACGCAAGGCUACGCAGCCGCAGCUCCAUACGGAUCCAACCCGUACAGUUACAAUGGAUACCCGUCCUACACGUACAACAGCCCCGCUUAUAACAGCAACUACAGCUGCACGUACACCAGCAUCCCCUCGCUCCCUCCGUCCAGCACCCCUAACGCCUUCAUGAACAUGAACUUGGGAAAUGUCAGCGGCCUCAGCGGCUCUCCACAGGCCCAAACACACCAAGGGACAGCGGUCACACCCUGCCAAGGCUCCCUGCAGGGCAUCCGGGCCUGGUAG